Paraglomus brasilianum is the source of this 810-nucleotide messenger RNA. NCBI's taxonomy places the organism in Eukaryota, Fungi, Glomeromycota, Glomeromycetes, Paraglomerales, Paraglomeraceae. The record is from the annotation of a GenBank genome assembly.
AUGUGGACAAGUGAUGAGGAAUACCACACAAGGGUCUACAGAAUUAGGACCCCAACCAAGCAAAAGACCAAGGAGCCAGGCUCCAAUUCAGUCCAGCCAACUGCCCAAAAAGAAGAGGACCCUAAUUCCCAUAAAAAAUCUAUGAGCCCUCCAAACCAGUCCAAAGAACAAAUGUCAACUGGUAUAAACAGGGAGAAACCAAGUCUCCCUAUAAAAGACUUGGAGAGUAUAUCUAUGACAAAGCAAGGUGGGUCUUUAGGACCUUUGAUCAAAGGAGAGGAGAGACUAUGCCUGAGGAAGAUUUUUUUGGGCUCCCCCAGUGAAGAAAAGAAGAGGCUAGAAAAUAUAAAAGGAGAUGAGAAAUUGAGGCCAAGUGGUAUGAAGAGGAAAGCAGAAGAAUUAGAGGACAAAGUGCCUUUGAAGAAGGAGAAGACGACUACUAUCCCACUGAAAUCGAUAAAGGGAGAAACCAAUCCUACCCCCCCAAUUAUUACCCCAACUCCAGUUAUCAAAUUACAUCAUCCAGAGAUGACCAAGUCACUGAUGGAGUUAGAAUCUUUAGGAGAUGCUGACUUACUUCUAAACCUUGGUGGGAGGUGUAAGCACAUUGAAGAUGAGGUGGAUGGGAUAGAUUUUGGUCUUCUCAGUGGCAAAGAAAAGGCAGAAGAAGAGAACCCUUUAAAAGAAAACCCAGUGGAGGAAGAAGCUGCUGAGAAGAAGGAAAUGACUGCUGAAGAAAUGGCAACAGCAGUUGAAGCCAUAUUAGAGGAUGGAGUGGAGUCUAGAGAAUUUUUUAACUUAUGUCAAUGA